Messenger RNA from Phytomonas sp. EM1, 2613 nucleotides. Lineage: Eukaryota; Euglenozoa; Kinetoplastea; Trypanosomatida; Trypanosomatidae. The record is from the annotation of a GenBank genome assembly.
AUGCCUAUGUUGACGGGUGACAUGCUAUUUCACACGGCCGCACCAUGGAGCGGGACACGCCCUGAAAAGUUUGUAAAUAAUGCUCAGGAUCCUCCUCAGAGUUGCGAGUUCUUACAUUCACCUGUGCAGCGUAUGGAUCCUAACGUAGGCGUCUUGCCGAACUCCUUUCAAGCUGGCAUGCCCAUGGGCAUGCCCAAUUUCCCUCUUGAGACGAUGCCAUAUCCAAAUCAAAUACCAUGGCCUAUGGGAACGGCCGUGGCGCCCGUCGAUCAGGGAUCCCUUCUCAUUCCGCAACACCGCUGUGCACUUGUCAGUCCUUUUCUCCCGUUUAACGGCCGCGCCUACGCCUUUGUGCUCCCUUCCCCUUGUGGGGGGAACCCAACGUGCGGCGGUGGGGAGUUUUUGGGCGGCGCCCCACCCGUUGUCAGCCCCGACUUUGUCAACUCUGGGGGGUACGUGCCGAACCCCUGUGGCGCACACACCCCCGUGAGCGGGAAGCAGCCUUCAAGCUUCGGUGACACGGGUGAUCCCCAUUCCUGCGCGCCGUCGUCGGGGUGUGCGUUUCACCGCCACCUCCUUUCGCUCCUUCGGGAUUGCUUGCGGGAGUGUGAUGGCACACAGCAGCGCGGAGAAGGAGGGGGUGCCGUGAGCGGCGAGUCCUCCGUGGGUGCCGCGGUGAAGCUCGCACAGGACCUGAAGCUUCCUGGGGUGGUCUGGCGAAACGAUCCGUACAGUACUCGCGUGUUUGAGAUGACGGAGGUCGUCGGGGAAAGGGAUUUGACCAAGGACAAUGAGGGAGGGGACUGCGCGAACGCGCCUCCCCCCAUCCAGACCCCCCAUUACGGUGUUGAGGACGUGCACGCCAAGCAAACUGGGUUCGAGCCUUGCAGGUAUCCGCCCGCAGAGUGCAACCAGGCAUACUCCACGCCCCCGCACGCGGUGGAGCGCCCGCCGUCAUACAUCGGAGGGGUGAGUACGCGGCGGGCAUUCAUCUCAGCUCUGGAGCGCGAGGUGGCGGGGUAUAGCGCUUCUGUGGUGAGUGACAUAACCGCCAGCCUCCGCGCUCAUCAACCUCAAAGCGAACCGACCGUGGGCGGGGUGGCGCUCAAGGGUUCUACCGUCGCUCCGGCAACGAUAAAGGGGUUCCCCGUACCGCUUCCAUCUAUGUCGGACUCCGUCGACAACAGCCAUCGCUCAAAUCAGGCCCCUACCCAUGAUCGCAGCAGCAGUCGUUCACCAGCCCCGUCUAAGAGGCGCUAUGUGGCGCCUGGUACUGCUGUUGUGAUCCAGCACACCACGGAGAAGACUUCGGUGGCGACACAAUUUCUGUCUUUCCGUCCCUCUUCAUUUGGGAGUGUGCCCACAGAUAACACCGGGCAUCGUGGACCCGAAAAGCCCGGGGCGGCCUUGGAUUCGCGCUCACAAAGCCCAAUUCUGAUCACCGGCCUCCACGAUAUCCCAGCGACGCCCCUGGCCGACGAACCGGCCCCCCUCCCUCCCGCACUGCCCUUGUUAUCAGAGGUCUCCUCUGCUUCCACCGCUGAGGCUCGCAAGGACGGGUCGCGGCGGUCGCCGCCGCAGACAGAGAAGAGGACGGACGACCCCCCUCUUCCUUCUCAACAACAACAACCCGCCCUCUCCGCUCCCCCCCCUAUCACCCCCGUGAAGUUCCGCCGCUCCUUCGCGAAGACGCGACGGACGCUGCACCGGCAGCUUCUCCCUUACGCCCCCUUUAUCAGCCCGUCCGUCACCGCCCUCGGGACUCCAACGCCGGGACAGGAAGAGAAAGGACCGGUGGGACCGGUCUCGCCGCCCCUUCCUUUGGGCCUCGUGCCCCCCCCUCCCGCCCCGGCCGAAUUCGCCCUCCUGCAGCGUCGCCUGACCCAACUCUUCUCCCGUCUGCGUCACGCCGGGUGCUUCGAGGACGUCCUCGCGAACCGCGGCCGACGGGUCAACGCGCUGCAACGGGGACAAGGGGGGGUUCGCCCAUACAGUGAGGCCCAGCGCCGUGGCGCGAUGGUGCCGAACGCGGAGAGCUCCUACAUCUACGUCCUCCAGCAUCACCACCGGCGCUCCGCGUGCACGUCGGACCGGUUCUUCCCCGUCGGGACGCUCGUGGCGGUGGAUGGGGAUAUGGGGGCGGAGUCUGGCGUCGUGCAGCUUGUGGUCGGCAAGGCGGAGUUCGACGAGUUGACCGCACAGGAGCGACGUGUGCGGGGGUUGCCCGCACGGCUUCACACUGCGCAGCAGUUUUUGCUUUAUCGCGCCUCUACCGAUGAAGAAAAGGUGGUGUACACGACAUUGCUUGCGGAGCUUAAUCAAUCAACUCUUUGGUUUCUCAGCGCGCUUCGUCACCACCACAGCUUUGAGGCCUGCCGAAUCGAUCUCAUGAGCUUUACCGGCUGCGAAUUCCAGGCGGAUGGCCAGAAAUUGUACGUUUACUACGAAUCAAGCGAGCCGAUACGAUUUCUUGAGCUUGCGACCUACCUGCAUCACAUCUUUCAUUGUCGCAUUUGGAUUGAGGAAAUGUCCAUAAGAUGCAAAAAGAUGGGCUUGAAGACAAUUACCAGCGGUUGCGCUACACAAGGGGGUAAAAAGGGUACAAUUCUAUAA